This is a messenger RNA of Megalopta genalis, 5864 nucleotides long. It is a transcript of the gene Set2, whose product is annotated as SET domain containing 2. The record is from RefSeq and is a predicted model, not a curated record. NCBI's taxonomy places the organism in Eukaryota, Metazoa, Arthropoda, Insecta, Hymenoptera, Halictidae. Gene Ontology annotation, molecular function: histone H3K36 methyltransferase activity; protein binding. Gene Ontology annotation, biological process: regulation of DNA-templated transcription. Gene Ontology annotation, cellular component: chromosome; nucleus.
AAGCAAUGUUCAGAGGCAACUACUUACGCGGUUGAGAUACACACUUUAUCAUUCAAGUAUCACGCAUCCUUUGCUCUUCUUCAUGAUGCGUUCAUUCAGGUGAUUAAUGUUUGCCUAAACAAAUCUGUAAGUUGACUUGGGAAGUAUUAAUUGCAAUAGAAAUCUCGAAUCAUUUAUGUCGAGAGUGAUGAACGGAAAGUGAAAUAGUCAAGACUGGAACAGAUCUCUACAUUGACGAAAAAGUUCUAUCACAUAAUCAUUGUUGAAAUGAUUUAGAACGAAUCUAUUAUAUUUAUGCUCCUCCUGGAAGACUGAGAUCCAGAAAAAAAGUGUUCAUUAGAAAACUACAUGAAACAUUUUAAACAAUGAUUAUCUUUCACAUGCAAUACAUUAUUUUAAAGGCAUAUGACUAAGAAAAUAUUUAUGGAAUCAAAAUGGCACGCAGACGCAAAACUGAAAUGAAAACAUCAGUGAAAUCGACAGUUAAAUAUGUACCUGUUCGAAAAUCCAGUAGACAAAUAGCUAAGAAGCAAUUGGAAGAAAAGAAAGUUAAUGGAGAUAUUUCACAAAUAUCUUACUCAAAUGAUACAGAAGAUAGUAAAAGUACCGGGGAUGAUCAGAAUCAGUCACUUCCUAGAAAGAAUCAAAAUUCUUUGAGGAAGCACAACAAGCAUAAGAAUGCCUCUAAUAGCAAUAUACUUGUAAUUAAUGAGGAGAAUGAAUAUUCAACAUUACAAUAUAAAAAGGAUACUAGUGAAAGCGAUAGCCAAGAUGGAAUAGAUGCUAUAAUUGAUCAUUCUGAAAAACUUAGUCCUGAGGAUGUCCAACAAGUAGUUGUCGGCAACCCGAGUAAAGAAGAUACAAUGGAAACUAAUUCUAAUGAAAUUGAGAUAUGGUCAGAAGAUGUGAUAGAAGAAACCAUAAUUUGUGAAGAAAUGGAAGUUAAAGAAGAUGUUAAAGAUGAUAAUUAUAAUUUGAGGCAAGGAGAUGAUAUGAUAGUAAAAGAAGUGUUACUAGUAAGCAACUCUACAUUGAAAAGGAAAAAUUUUGUGGAAUAUACUGUGAUACAAAACGAAGAUGGAACAGAAUCCAUGGUUGUAGAUACAUCUAAUUCAAAAAACACAUCUGAUAUUGAGUACUGCACAGUGCAAAAGAAUACAUGUAACUCGAAUAGAGACGAAACAGAAAAUUCUCUUACAGCCUUGUGUAUAGAUGUGCCAAUGACUUCUAGCAAUGCAAACGAUAAACCAUGUACUUUAGAAAAAUUAUGUAUUCACAACAAAGAAGCAACUAGCGAUCAAAAAGACUUCUAUACAAAUAGACAAAUAUGUGCAAACGAAUCCGAAGAGGUUCUGUGUAAAGAUGACGCAUUUUGCAGAAUAGAUAACAAAUUAGCGGACAUGCAAAUUAGUGAAUCUUCUAAAGAAAUACAAAAAUUAGUCAAUGAUUUAUCUAAUACAGAAAGCAUAACAUCUCCUUUACAAAUUGCUAGUAAUACAGAAAAAGAAAUUCUCAUGAAUAUUGAUGAUGAAAGUAGUUCAUCGAUAUUGGAUAAAAUAGAACAAUUACAUCAUCCUAACAAUUUUGCUUCUUUACCUGAUAACAUUAAUAAAAACCUAACAGAACAGAACAAAUCCACUGCCCUUAAUGACAAAACGGAUUGUACAAAUCAGUCUUCGUUAAAAUCAAAAUUUGUACAAGAUAAAAAAAUUGGGAAUCAACGAAAAUCUACACACUCACAAGCUAAUGAACUGUUAUAUGGUGAUAGUGAAACAGAUAAUAAAAUUGAUGGAGAAGAUUCAAAGUUAUCAAGUAGCAGUGAAAAUAGUAACGAUACACUAUUGUCUCUGAACAAUUGUAAAUUAACAGAAUUUGAAACAAAGUGUAAUAGUAGUUCUAAUGAUAUUGAUAAGAAAGUUGAAUUUAGGAGUCGAAGUGGUAGUACGGAUACAACAGGUUCUGAAAGUGGAUCAAACAGUUCUGGAGUCAGGAGAAGCAGUAGAAUUAGAUCAAUUGGAUUAAUGAAGCAAAGAUCUCGAGGACGUGGUUUGGUUUCAAAACCUAAUAUAGAUGUAUCAAAAUCAAGUGCUCAACAAGAGCGUGAGAAGAUAUCUAAUAGUACUGCUUUAACUGCUCAAGAAAUAAAAGUAGAUAAUCCACCAGAAUUACAAUCGGACAAAGAAAAUAAUGUCAGUAAGACUGUGAACACAUUCGAUUCGUUGACACCACUAGCGACUACUUGUAAUACUACUGGCUACGAUUCAGAUUCCUGUAAACCUGUUAAAGUAAAAUCUCGUUGGCGAAGAUCUAGCGAACUCGAAAUGGGUGGUUCGAAUACAGGAUUUGUGUCCACAUCAACAGUCGCAUCUACGUUUGGAAGUUUACCUCCGAACGCUUCGGAAUCUGGAUCAUUGAUGUUUAAAUCUGUAUCUGGAUCUGUAAUGGACGUUGGUUCCUCUGAUUCUGGUUCUGGUUCUACCUUAAUAACAACAAACGUUCAAUCUACUGUAGAACCAGAACAAACAAAAGAAUCUUUAGUUGUAACUAACACUAUUGCUGCUGUGCAAAUUCCAAAAACUAUAGGCGCGAAGAUUUCGUUAUCCAUGGUUCCACAAUUAGAAGAUAGAGAAAUGGAGGAAAGAUUAAGCCAAUUCGAAUAUUUACAUGAAAAUUUAUACCUAACCGAAAGGUAUACAAAUAAAGAAACCAAACGUAUGGUGUGCGACUGCUUCUUAACAGAAGAAGACAUUGAAAGAGGAGAAUUAGGUUGUGGAGAAGAUUGUCUUAAUAGACUUCUAAUGAUAGAAUGUGGACCCAGAUGCGUAGUCGGUGAUCGUUGCACAAACAAACGAUUUCAGAAUUGUGAAUAUGCUAAAUGCGAAGUAUUUAGAACAGAGAAAAAAGGUUUCGGCUUACGCGCCAUGGUUGAUUUGUUAGCGGGGGAAUUUAUAAUGGAAUAUGUAGGUGAAGUAGUUGAUCCAAAAGAUUUUCGACGUAGAGCUAAAGAAUAUUCAAAAGACAAAAAUAAACAUUAUUAUUUCAUGGCAUUGAAAUCCGAUCAAAUCAUCGAUGCUACUAUGAAAGGGAACGUUUCCCGAUUUAUAAAUCAUAGCUGUGAUCCAAACUCUGAAACACAAAAGUGGACGGUAAACGGUGAAUUGAGAAUAGGAUUCUUUAAUAAAAAAUUUAUAGCUGCCGGUGAAGAGAUCACGUUUGAUUAUCAUUUUCAACGUUAUGGUAAGGAGGCGCAGAAAUGCUUCUGUGAAGCUCCUAAUUGUCGCGGUUGGAUUGGUGAAACGCCAGAGGAAGAAAAGGAAAAAACAGAAAAGAAGGAAAAACGUGACAAAGAUAUGAGGAAGAAGAAGGGAGAAAAGAAACAGACUGAUUAUAUGGAAGAUGAAGAUUUGGAAGAAGAAAUAGAUAAAUUGUGUUUUGGUGGUUUGAAAAAUAGAGCUCAUACUUUGACGUUAAGCAGACUUAUGGUACGCAGCAGAGAACUGGAGCAUAGAACUCGUCUUUUACGUCUCAUACAAAGUGGAGAACAUCCAUGUCGAAGAUUAUUUUUGGACUAUCAUGGUUUACGUUUAAUUUGGAGCUAUGUGAUGGACAUUUCUACAAACGAUUCCGAAGAGGCGCAACAGUUUCGAUUAGAAGUUUUAAAAACCUUAAAUACACUUCCGAUUUCUAACAAGACAAUGUUAAUGGACAGUAAAAUUUUUAAUGUAGUUGAAAAAUGGUCGAAACGGUUGUAUUUUUCACCUAACAGAGAUUCUCCGGAAGAUGACCAGGAAAAAUCAAAAUUAUGUUCCGAAGAAUUACAGCUCGGUUAUGACAGUAGCGAGAAAAAAAGUUCCUAUCAAUUGAACGAUACCGAGAAGAGUGACAGUAAUGUCGACAAUUGUAUAGCAAUCGGUGAAGUGAAAUCAGAUAAUGCGGAUCAAAAUCUUAUACCUGACCUAGCUUUAACUCUUUUGGCCGAAUGGUCAAACUUAAAGGAAGUUUUCCGAAUACCUAAAAAGGAAAGAAUUGAACAAAUGAAAGAGCACGAAAGGGAAGCUGAUCGUGGAUAUAGAGAAGAAUUAGAAAAGGAAGAGAAAAGAGGAACAUCAUACGAUAGACACAGGUCUGACAGAUAUGGAAGGAAUGAACCCGAGAAACGUAGCGAUCGAAGACGAGGUCGAGAAUCUCCAGAAUCUGAGUACACUCGAACGAAGGAUAAACGAGUAGAAGAAAGAAGUAGUUUAGUUCCUAUUCCACGAAUGACGAAAUACGAACGCAGACAAUUAUUCGCUAUGAAGGUCGCUAAAGAAGAAGAAGAGCGACAACGUCGUCAACAGCAAGAAUCGUGGCAAGAUCAUGAAAACAGGUGUUUAGCUUUAGGUAUAGAUCCUCAUACGACUGCUAUGGUAGAUCCUCAAACAGGGUAUCCUGUAUUUUAUAACCCAUCGCUUGGACAAUGGCAACAUUAUACGACACAAGAAGGAGAAAUAAGUCAGCAAUGCACUCCGGUAUACGUAGGAGGUCCUCAAUCAGUAACUGGACAUUCUCAAUCGACAAUACCACCACAAAAUUCGCAUGUCCUACCGCCAACGAUCUCUUCUGAAAUAUCACCUGGUAUGUCUAGCAACAUACCUUCUGGUGUACCGCCAGUGGUGUACACGUUAAGCCAAACGCCUGUUUUUAAUCAAACCACAACAGCCUAUUCUUUACUACCUCAUUGUCACCAACAAUAUCCCGAGAGUCAAUUGCCACUGUCUAAUAACUUAGUCCAUGGUGGAACGCCGCCCGUAGCUAUUCAAACACAGCCCCUUUAUGAUCACAUUGAAAAGCAAUCGGAUCAGCAAUUUCCUGCGAAAUCAUUUAAAUCACCGCAAACGGAAAUACCUGCCAUAGAUCUACCACCAAAAUGGAAAAGUGCGACCGACGCUAGGGGUAGAACCUAUUACUAUCACGUGAAAGAACGAAUAUCGCAAUGGUUACCACCGCCGCCGGACCACAUUGGAGUUCAACCAGAUUCUUCAUCAUCUUCGGAGUCCAGCGAGGAUUCUAGUUCGUCGAACGAAGAUGACGAAGAUAUUGAGGAUGAUAAUAAUGAGGAACAAAAAGCUGAAGAGUUGGAGUUAAAUAACACUUUACUUGAGAAACCAUUAAAUGGCUCGAAGCAUAAUGUACCUAAAAAAGUUAGUGUUCAUAAUGUAACUGGAAGUACAGCGACUUUCCCCGAAGGAAAGAAAAGACGAGAGGGUUUAGUUCAAGAAAGGAUUAUCAGUCCGCGUAGAGAAGAAGAUCGUAUAGACCAUAAAACGCACAAGGGUAUUAAGGAGAAACUACGCCGUCAAAAAGAGAGGGCAAAAUUCAAGGAACACGUUGAGAAAAUACGGCGACACAGACGUAGUAACAAAUCGAAAUCACAUUCGCGUCAUAGCUUAAAUAAAUUACAAUCACCUUCUACAGAUUUAUCCACAAUGUCGGAAAGAAAAAUUAAAGAUACUUUCAGGAUAAAUAUGGCGAACGUGAUGGUACAUUUUUUGAAUCCAUACAGAAAGAAUGAUUGUAAACAAGGUAGAAUAACUAACACUGAAGAUUUUAAACAUCUUGCAAGAAAGCUUACACAUUUUGUACUUGCAAAAGAGUUAAAACAUUGUAAGAGCGUUGAUGAAUUACAAUGUAAUGAAAAUGUUAAACAUAAAGCUAAAGAUUUUUUUACCUUGAAUAUUGUAAUAUAUCUAGUAGAAAUAUAUUGAACUAAUGCCCAUAUGUAGAUAUAUUUGUAAUUAUUAUUAUUAUUAUUAUUGUAAUAUAGGUGAAUUUGUACAUGCUUCAGAAACAUUCUGAUAAUUUAGCCAUUAAGAAAUAAUUAAAUU